AUGGCUGCGGAGGAGCGGGUCCGAGAUGCUGCUUCUGCUGGCAGUAGUGGCCGCCCCGCGGCCAUGGAGCGGAUUCUACCCGUGUUGUUGGUGUCGGUCCCCGUCGAGGCGAUGGGGCAGCUGGGAUCUCGGGCGCAGCUGCACAGAGAGCAGGAGGCUCUAGGGAGCCUGACGGCGGCGGGCAGCCUCCAAGUGCUUUCGUUAACGCCUAGCGGCCGGGGCGGAGGGGGCUGCUGCCUCGAGGGCCCUUUCCAGCAGUUUGUAUGGGAAGAUUCUCAUAACAGCAGUAUACCAACUGACAAGCCCAAACUGCUUGCUCUUAGUGAAAAUUAUGAACUGCUCAUCUAUGAGUUUAAUUUAAAAGAUGGACGAUGUGAUGCAACCNNNNAUUAUGACUGUGUAUUUGAAAUAAUAUCCUUUUGUUUUGUAGGUAUUUCCUUACUGUCUUUGAGAAUUCUGUCAUUUCACAGUAACACAUCAUUAUUGUUGAUCAACAAAUGUAUUGUCCUGUGCAUUAUUUUUCCUGAAAGAGAUGCUGAAAUUAGAGUACUCAAGUGUUUCACACUACCCUUGCCUGCACAGGCAGUGGAUGUGAUUGUCGACGCACAGCUCUGCAGAGAAAUUCUUUUCAUUUUGAGUAGCUUAGGCUGGAUCUACAUUUUUGACCUUGUGGAUGGUACACAUGUAGCUCAUGUGGAUUUAGUACUUCACCAGGAAGAUAUGUAUAAUGAGCAGCAACAGGAGCCAGCCAAGAUUUCUUCUUUUACUUCACUGAAAGUGUCUCAAGACCUAGAUGUUGUGGUGAUUGUCAGCUCCUCCAACUCUGCAAUUGCUCUUAACUUAAAUUUGUAUUUCAGGCAAUACCCAGGGCACAUACUGCGUGAAAGACUGCUAGAAGACCUUCCAAUUCAAGGCCCAAAGGGGAUAGAUGAAGAUGAUCCUGUUAACUCUGACUACAACAUGAAACUGACCAAGUUUUCCUUCCAAGUUGAUAGGUCUUGGAAAGCACAGCUAUCGUCGUUAAAUGAAACAAUAAAAAGCUCCAAACUGGAGGUUUCCUGUUGUGCUCCAUGGUUCCGGGAUAUUUUGCAUUUGGAGUCCCCUGAAUCUGGUAACCACAGUACCAGUGUGCCAAGCUGGGCUUUCAUUCCACAGGACAUAAUGCAUGGGCAAUACAAUUUUCUACAGAAAGAUCAUGCCAAGACCAGUGAUCCAGGAAGAUCAUGGAAGAUAAUGCACAUUAGUGAACAAGAGGAACCCAUCAAAUUGAAAUGUGUGUCUGUGACAGGAUUCACGGUACUAUUUACUUGGACAGUGGAAAAGACGGGCUACAACAUUGUCCUCUGGGAUUUGGAGACCCAGGGCAUGCAGUAUUUUUCCCUUGGCAAAAAGUGUAUUCCUGUAGACAGUAGUGAAGACCAGCAACUGUGCCUCAUUUUGACAGAAAAUGGACUCUCUCUGAUUUUGUUUGGUUUGACUCAAGAGGAGUUUUUAAACAGACUAAUGAUCCAUGGAAGUGCCAGCACUGUGGACUCUCUUUGUCAUCUCAAUGGUUGGGGGAGGUGCUCAAUUCCCAUACAUGCACUAGAGGCCGGGAUAGAAAAUCGUCAGCUGGACACAGUCGAUUUCUUUUUGAAGAGCAAGGAAAAUCUUUUUAAUCCAUCCUCAAAAUCUUCUGUACCUGAUAGGUUUGAUCACUUUUCAUCCCAUUUAUAUUUAAAAAAUGUGGAAGAGCUGACCCCAGCACUGGAUUUGCUUUGCUCAGCAAUUAGAGAGAGUGAUUCUGAAACCCAAAGCAAGCACUUUUCAGAACAGUUGCUUAAUCUUACUCUUUCUUUCCUUAACAAACAAAUAAAGGAGCUUUUUAUUCACACCAAAGAACUAGAUGAACAUCUGCAAAAAGGAGUGAACAUUUUGACUAGCUACAUUAAUGAACUUCGAACUUUCAUGAUGAAGUUUCCUUGGAAGCUAACAGAUGUUACAGAUGAAUAUGAUGUAAAUGAAAAUAUCCCCAAAGAAAAGGAGAGUGAUACAUGGGAGAAACUCAGCUUGGAGGAAGUUAUUGCCAAUGCCAUUUUAAACAACAAAAUACCAGAGGCACAGAUUUUCUUCAGGAUGAAUGGUCAUUCUGCUCAAAGACUUGAGGAGAUGAUCAGAAUAGGCCUAGGUUUGGUCUUUGACAAUUUAAAAAAGAAAAAUGUAAAGGAAGCCUCUGAACUUUUGAAGAAUAUGGGCUUUGAUGUAAAAGACCAGUUGCUCAAGAUAUGCUUCUAUACAACUGAUAAAAAUAUACGGGACUUUUUGGUUGAAAUUUUAAAAGAAAAAAGUUAUUUUUCUGAAAAAGAAAAAAGAACUAUAGACUUCGUGCAUCGAGUUGAGAAGUUUUAUCUGGAACAUUUCCAAGAAAAUAUGCAGAUCCAGGCCUUGCCCAGGUGUUGGAUAAAGGAACAAGAUUUUUUCAAGCACAAAUCUGUUUUGGAUUCAUUCCUGAAAUAUGAUUGUAAAGAUGAAUUUAGCAAACAGGACCAUAGAAUUGUGUUAAAUUGGGCUCUGUGGUGGGAUCAACUAAUGCAAGAAUGCAUCCUUCUCCCCAAGAUAAGUCCAGAAGAAUACAAGUCAUAUUCCCCUGAAGCCCUCUGGAGGUACCUCACUGCUCGCCAUGAUUGGUUAAGCAUUAUCUUGUGGAUUGGAGAAUUUCAGACCCAGGAUAAUUAUGCUUCACUUCAACAGAACAAGUGGCCCCCUCUGAAUGUUGAUGUUAUUAAUCAGAAUACUUGCUGCAGCAGCUACAUGAGGAAUGAAAUUUUAGAUAAGCUGGCCAGGAGUGGGAUUUUUCUUGCAUCUGAAUUAGAAGACUUUGAAUGUUUCCUCCUAAGAAUGAGCCGUAUUGGGGGUGUGAUACAAGAUACCCUCCCUGUUCAAAACUACAAGAACAAAGAAGGUUGGGAUUUCCAUUCUCACUUCAUUCUCUAUUGUUUGGAACACAGUUUGCAGCAUCUUCUUUAUGUCUAUCUCGACUGUUACAAACUUAGUCCUGAAAAUUGUCCCUUUUUGGAAAAAAAAGAGUUACAUGAAGUGCACCCUUGGUUUGAAUUUUUAGUUCAAUGUCGACAAGUUUCUGGUAAUUUAACAGAUCCCAAACUGAUCUUUCAGGCUAGCCUUGCAAAUGCUCAGAUUUUGAUUCCCACCAAUCAGGCGAGUGUAAGCAGUAUGCUAUUGGAAGGACAUACCCUCCUGGCCCUUGCUACUACCAUGUAUGCUCCUGGGGGUGUCAGCCAGGUAUGGACAGAAUUUUAUGGCAAAAUUGGACUGAUUUUGUGGGGGCUUGCCAGGUCAUUAUCGCCCUUUGAUCCUAGCAGAUUGUUUGCCUGGCAGUCUGCCAACACACUAGCUAUAGGAGAUGCAUCGAGUCAUCUCCCACAUUUCUCUAGCCCUGACCUGGUUAAUAAAUAUGCUAUAGUGGAACGUCUGAAUUUUGCUUAUUAUUUACAUCAUGGACGGCCAUCAUUUGCAUUUGGUACUUUUCUGGUCCAGGAAUUAACCAAGAGCAAGACUCCCAAGCAGCUGAUCCAGCAAGUAGGCAAUGAAGCCUAUGUUUUAGGGCUCUCCUCCUUCCACAUACCUUCAGUAGGAGCUGCCUGUGUUUGUUUCUUAGAAUUGCUUGGCCUUGACAGCCUCAAGCUCAGAGUUGAUAUGAAAGUGGCCAAUAUAAUUUUAAGCUACCAGAGUAGAAAUGAAGAUGCUCAAUACAGCUUUAUCAGAGAAUCUCUAGCUGAAAAACUGCCUAAACUGGCCCAUGGUGAAAAGGCAACGAUAGAGGAAUUGCUUGUUCUCUUAGAAGAAGGCACGUGGAACAGCAUCCAGCAGCAGGAAAUAAAGAGGUUAUCCAAUGAAUCUAGCAGCCAGUGGGCAUUAGUGGUACAGUUCUGCAGGCUCCACAACAUGAAACUGAGCAUGUCUUACCUUAGAGAAUGUGCCAAAGCAAAUGAUUGGCUGCAGUUUAUUAUUCACAGCCAACUCCAUAACUACCACCCAGAGGAGGUGAAAUCCCUUAUCAAAUACUUCAGCCCCGUCCUUCAAGACCACUUAAGGCUGGCUUUUGAGAACUUGCCUUCAGUGUCCACCUCCAGAAUGGACAGUGAUCAUGUCUGCAACAAGUCCCCUCAGGAACUCCAGAGAAACAAUGAAGAGAUGACCGAUUUCUUUGAAAUUCUGCUCAAGUGCUCAGAGGAGCCAGACACCUGGCACUGGCUCCUGGUUGAAGCAGUGAAACAACAGGCCCCUAUCCUCAGUGUCCUGGCCUCAUGUCUCCAGUGGCAGGAUGCCAGUGCUAUUCCUUGUCUCUGUGUUUGGAUCAUUACUUCUGUGGAGGACAGUAUUGCAGCUGAAGCAAUGGAACACAUUCAGGGCUCAAUAGAGGGCCACACCUGGGACCUUGCAGACCUUUCAGUCAUCUGGAGAACAUUAUUAUCAAGGCAGAAGAGCAAAACUCUUAUCAGAGGUUUCCAGCUUUUCUUUAAGGAUUCCCCAUUACUAUUGAUGAUGGAGAUGUAUGAACUGUGUAUGUUCUUCAAGAAUUAUAAGGAAGCUAAAGCUAAACUUCUGGAGUUCCAGAGGAGCCUUGAAACUCUUGACACAGCUAGCACAAGGGCCCACCCUGUCAUCCCUGCCACAUGGCUGAAGGAUCAGGUGUGUUUCCUUUUGAAGUUUAUGCUACAGCAGUGUAAGACCCAGUAUGAGUUGGGGAAGCUUUUACAACUAUUUGUUGGAAUAGAGCAUCUCUUCUCUGAAGGUCCAGAUGUGAAGAAGCUGUGUCUCCUUAGCCAAAUUUUGAAGGAUACAUCCAUAGCCAUUAAUCAUGUGAUUAUUACCAGCUAUAGCAUUGAAAAUUUUCAGCAUGAAUGUAGAUCUAUUUUGGAAAGACUACAGACAGAUGGACAAUUUCCUUUAGCCAGGAGGGUAGCAGAAUUAGCUGAAUUACCUGUGGACAGCUUGGUUAUUGAAGAGAUAACACAGGAAAUGCAGACUCUAAAACACAUUGAGCAGUGGUCCCUGAAACAAGCAAGAAUUGACUUCUGGAAAAAAUGCCAUGAGAAUUUUAAGAAAAAUUCCAUUUCAAGCAAAGCAGCUUCUUCCUUUUUCUCAACCCAGGCCCAUGUGGCAUGUGAGCACCCACCUGGAGGGAGCAGCAUUGAGGAGCGCCAUCUACUGCUCACACUGGCAGGGCACUGGCUUGCCCGGGAGGACCUGGUGUCCUUGGAUAAGCUGGAGGAGCUGGAGAAGGAGAUCUGGCUCUGCCGUAUCACCCACCACACCCUUGGAGGAAACCAGGAGGAAACAGAGCCCAGGUUUUCUCGACAGAUCUCAACUAGUGGUGAACUUUCCUUUGAUAGUUUAGCCAGUGAGUUUUCCUUCUCCAAGUUAGCUGCUCUGAACACAUCAAAAUAUUUUGAACUUAAUGGCCUUCCAUCCAAAGAGGCAUGUGAGAAUAGACUGGAUUGGAAGGAACAGGAGUCACUGAACUUUUUGAUUGGGCGGCUGUUGGAUGAUGGCUGUGUGCAUGAAGCCAGUAGAGUAUGCCGGUACUUUCAUUUUUAUAACCGAGAUGUUGCCUUGGUGUUGCACUGCAGAGCACUGGCCUCAGGGGAAGCUAGUGUGGAUGACCUGCACCCAGAGAUCCGUGCUCUCCUACAAAGUGCUGAGCUGCCUGAGGAAGAAGAGGAGCCCAGCAUUCCCCUCAGGAAAGUCCAAAGCACUUCAAGUCUGGAUAGUCAGUCGUUUGUGGUGGUACCCUCCAGUGAUGAAGUGGUGACUAAUCUGGAAACUCUGACAAGCAAAUGCCUCCAUGGGAAGAACUACUGCAGGCAGGUCCUCUGUCUGUAUGAACUUGCCAAGGAGUUGGGCUGUUCCUACACAAAUGUUGCUGCCCAGGAUGGCGAAGCCAUGCUCCGGGCAAUCUUGGCCUCUCAGCAGCCUGACCGAUGCAAACGAGCCCAGGCCUUCAUCAGCACCCAAGGCCUCAAGCCAGACACUGUGGCUGAACUUGUAGCUGAAGAGGUGACACGGGAGCUGCUGGCCCCAUCAGAGGGAACAGGACAUAAGCAGAUGUUUAGCCCAGCGGAGGAAAGCCAGACGUUUCUUCAGCUGACCACUUUGUGUCAAGACCGCACAUUAGUAGGCAUGAAGUUGUUGGAUAAGAUUUCCUCUGUUCCCCAUGGAGAAUUGUCUUGCACUACAGAGCUCCUCAUCCUGGCCCAUCACUGCUUCACCCUGACAUGCCACAUGGAGGGCAUCAUCCGAGUCCUACAGGCUGCCCGGAUGCUCACAGAUAACCACUUGGCCCCCAAUGAGGAGUAUGGACUGGUGGUACGUCUCCUCACUGGCAUUGGAAGGUACAACGAGAUGACAUACAUAUUUGAUUUACUGCAUAAAAAACACUACUUCGAAGUGCUGAUGAGGAAGAAGUUGGACCCGAGUGGUACCCUGAAGACAGCCCUGCUGGACUACAUCAAACGCUGCCACCCUGGGGACAGUGAGAAGCACAACAUGAUUGCCCUGUGUUUUAGCAUGUGCCGAGAGAUUGGCGAGAACCACGAGGCAGCUGCCUGCAUCCAGCUGAAACUGAUUGAGUCUCAGCCCUGGGAGGACAGCCUCAAGGAUGUGCACCAGCUGAAGCAGCUGCUGCUGAAGGCCCUGACUUUGAUGCUCGAUGCAGCAGAGAGUUAUGCCAAGGAUUCCUGUGUGCGACAGGCCCUGCACUGUCACCGGCUCACCAAGUUGAUAACUCUACAGAUUCACUUUCUGAACACUGGCCAGAACACAAUGCUCAUCAACUUAGGCUGCCACAGGCUGAUGGACUGUAUUGUGGCCCUACCUCGGUUCUACCAGGCAUCCAUUGUGGCUGAGGCCUAUGAUUUUGUGCCCGACUGGGCUGAAAUUCUAUACCAACAUGUGGUUCUUAAAGGAGACUUUAAUUACUUGGAAGAAUUUAAGCAGCAAAGGUUAUUAAGGCCCAGUAUAUUUGAAGAGAUUUCAAAAAAAUGUAGACAACAUCAGCCUACUGACAUGGUCAUGGAAAACCUGAAGAAGCUACUCACGUACUGUGAAGAUAUCUACCUGUAUUACAAGUUGGCAUAUGAACACAAAUUUUAUGAAAUUGUAAAUGUGCUUCUGAAGGACCCUCAGACAGGUUGCUGUCUGAAGGACAUGCUAGCAGCUUAGAUGAUUUCACAGGUGCCUGUUUUCUUGUACUGAUAUGAGAAUCUCUAGCAAAUAAAUGUCUGUGAUUCUGCAAAGUAGAAUAAUGCAUUGGGGAUCUUUGUUGUCCAAGUUGAAAAAAGGCCAGGACUGUACCAUAUCAUUCCUUUGAAGGGGGUAGUGCGUAAAGAAUGAGAAACUUUUCACAAGGAAAUUCCUAUUUAAAAGUAACUGUUCAUCUAUACCGAGAUCAAUAUUAAGAUCAAAAGCUGCUUCUUCCUCAGGAUGGCUUCUACUUUAGGACAUGAUACAGUAAUGAUUAAAGAAUACCUGUGCCUGCAGAUUCCAGUUUCAAAGAAAUUUAAUAUUAUUUACACAGUUAAGGAACAGGUGAUACAUGUGUUAGAAACUGAUCUUUCUGUAAUAAAAUAGAUUUUAAAUUCA
Molecule: messenger RNA, 7641 nt
Organism: Propithecus coquereli (Coquerel's sifaka)
Lineage: Eukaryota; Metazoa; Chordata; Mammalia; Primates; Indriidae
Gene: SPG11
Product: spastic paraplegia 11 (autosomal recessive)
Exons: 39
Coding region: 1-7221 (2406 amino acids)
Biological process (GO): synaptic vesicle transport; axo-dendritic transport; axon extension
Cellular component (GO): synapse; axon; dendrite
Source: RefSeq, a predicted model, not a curated record